Pimephales promelas (fathead minnow) is the source of this 6484-nucleotide messenger RNA. It is a transcript of the gene qser1, whose product is annotated as glutamine and serine rich 1. NCBI's taxonomy places the organism in Eukaryota, Metazoa, Chordata, Actinopteri, Cypriniformes, Leuciscidae. The record is from RefSeq and is a predicted model, not a curated record.
CGCGCGCGUGUGUGUGUGUGGAGCGAGAGAGGGAGAGAAAGAGAGACAGAGGGGGGAGAAAAGCAAAAAAAACUUCCAUCUAAAGUUUGUCGGAACUCGGAAGUGAAUGUUUGGGAGAAAAACGUCAAUAUGGGGACUCGAUGCAGCAGCGCUUCUGACUCUGUGUGAUUAUGUUCGGGGGCCACGAGCAGUGAUUCUCACCCUGCGCUUAUUAACCGUUAAUCCACAGCACAAAUCAGCCGUCCGACCCCCGGGACCAGUGCUCGGAUCACCACGGGACCAGCAACGUUUGGAGAAAUAUGUGAUUUUGUCACGCUUGGUUGAAUGUGUAGCUGUAUCAGGGGACGCCCGUCAUUCCCGAUCCAAGGCGGAGGAUGGAGAGGAAUUACCCGAGCUCCAGCUUCACAGAGCCGGUCAGCGCGGCGGCUCAGAGCGCGGGCUGGGCCUACAAACCCAGUUCAAGUUAUGGUUCUACACAAUUGGAGUCUGAGAUCCUCCAACGGCAGACCUUUGCCUCUAGUCACCAGCCUACGUUUACCACCACCCACCACCCCACAGGAGUGUUUGACUCAAAUCAGCACAGCACAGCCAGCAGCAACACUACUGAAUCAUCAGUCAUGAACUUCCUCUCCGCUAUUGAAUCCCGAGGCCUUCAGGCUGGACCUGCUGGCUCUACUCUUCUCCCUCCAUUUCGAAGCCCCUCCUGGCAAACAGGUGCAAACACUUCAACAGAACUUUUUCUCACCGGAGCCCUGCAUCCAUCAGGAACGUUCCCAACACCUUCAGCGCUCUCCUCCUAUCAGCACCCUAGUGCCUUUCCUACAAGAAGUUUCACCACUACAUCAGCGCUUGCUGUUCAGGACAGCACUUUCAUCUCUUCGAAUGGUCUGCUAUCCCCUAAUGACCCUCUGCUCCAGUUCAAAUCCUCCCAGAACACUGUGCCAACUUCACUUGCUUUUGGUGGUACGUCUCUAGGGGUCGGCUUGCCACCUCAGUCCUCCACGUAUCGCUCAGCACAAGAGUCAGCCCCACACCUCCUUCAGCCUCAGUUCAGUCUGCUGUCCACAUCUUUGGGCAGUUCCCAGCAGGCCCCCCAGCCUUACGGUGGCCCGGUUUUCUCAGGCUCCAUCGAACGAGCACUUCAACGUGAAUGUAGUGUGAUCAAGCACCAUCAGCGGCCUUCUAGCACCCAGCCAGUCCAGGAGCAGCUGGCUAGCAGUACCCAGCACUCCCUACAGAGUUACCUGCAUGACGAGGAUGACAUUUCAUAUCAACAGGACCUUUCCCCGCACACGCCCGUACCCUGCAGUCCUGCAGGUGACCCUUCACCCCUAAACGGCACUGCACAACAGAAGACUUCUAAUACAGCGCUGCAGCAAACUCAGGCCUACGCUUCUUCUGUCCCCUCCCCUGGGUUUUCCAGCACAUCUGGAGUAAAGGUUAAAGACGGUUCUAGCAAAACAGCUCAACAUCCCAGUGGGAACGCAGACACUCAAGCCCAGACAAGCUCCCCAGGCCUGCAGCUGCCGAGCUACUCUUCCUCAGCCCAGAAACAAAGUUCAGUGAUCGCCAGCCAAUCGCAACCAUACACAUCCACGCAGCUUUCGAGCCUGGUGUCCGUUAGUGCCUCGCAUGCUUACAUCACAUCUCAAAGCCUGUCGAGCAACCUGAGCCAAACACAGGCCUUCUCAUCUAGUUUGUCUGAGAAGCUCCCUUCCAUUUACAAGACUCUCUUGUCAUACACUAGCCAAUCUGAAGCUGAGACAUCUGUGAGCCAGUCUCUUGUUUAUUCCUCCAGUCAGCAGCAGGAAUUGCCACAUGUGGGAAACAGGGAUGGGUACGAGACACCUGGGCAAACUCUUUGCAUGGGAAGUCCUUCUCAAAACUAUUCUUCCAGCCACUCUCAGAGCCUGCCAACCAUUAGUUUCUAUACCCAGGGGCCAACAUCUGCUAGCGUACCUUCACAGAACUAUGUGUCAAGUCAGUCCCUCUCCUCCGUCUCUUCUUUCUCACCCAAUCGUGCCCGAAGCUCAUCAUCUGCUAACCUAGGCCCGGAUUACAUCCUAAUGCAGUCUUCCCCGCUUAGCAAGACAGACAGUGCCUUGUUACAGCAGAAGUACUUGGUAUCUGUCCAGUCAUCAACCUCCUCUCCUGCCACCCACACCCAAGCCUUGCCCACUGACCAGUCCUCAGUUGACUUAAAACAACGUCAGCAAGAUGAACAAAUCUUUCUUUCCUCAAAAGAGAGCUCUGGAGAGCUUCCCCUUGAGGAUGUGCAGGCAUUACAGAAAGGAUCUAUGGGGACCUCUCCCCAAACCCUUUCAGCCACUGAAAUCGGAACAAAAAAUGACGUUUACGUAGUUUCAAAGAUGGAAGACAGGCAUAACACUCAAAGUGUCAUUCGCAGUAACUCCCGAUCUGAGGAGCAGGUCCUUACACAUUUGGAAACCACAAAGGAGCUCGCUACUAGUGCCAAUACUCCCUCCGAGCCCAAGAGUAACCCUCUAUUGAUGCACUCCACCCUUGCACCCUUGAGUGCCGACCAGCUGAAACAGCAUACUCUAGUUCUGAAAGGGUCCAUAUCUCAGCAGCAGAAUCAUCAGGGUCAGAUUAUCCGAGUUCAACCGAGUGAUCCCAGACAGCUGUCUGAGGACCAAACACAGUUCAUCCGGGUUCCCAGUUCCCAAGUGCUACUCGAUCCCUCUCACAUGAUUGUUCUGCAGCAGCCUGUGCUCACUUCAGGCCAGAAUCAGCCCAAGCAGACUAUGUACAUGCAGUCCGUACCAGUCCAAUAUCUCCAAAUGAACAGCGACACUGGUCAUUUGACAGUUAAUGGGCGUCACAACCAGCCAAUUGUCUCUCACCAAGUGCCCAACUCGGCAGAGUCCACUAAACAGGACCCGACACAAAAAGACAACUUCAAUCAUUCAAAUCCUCAUGACACAAAGCAGAACUUUACUCUCAGUUCUGUAUGUUUUCCUGACUCCAUGCUAUUGGCAGAUGACAGGAACAUCCUCUCAAAUGUCGACGACAUUCUCGCUGCUACGGCGGCCGCCUGUGGCGUCACACCACAGGAUUUUGUCAAAUCCACAUCAUCUGAUGGCGACAUGUCAUCGGUCGCCAACUCUAUAGAUUCCAAGUGCAAUUUUCAGUCCUCUGAGAACAGACUAAAUAGUUUCCCAUCUCAGCAUAUGGUAAUCGCUAACUCGCAAGCGAUGACUAUAAUUGGUGCUCAAACGACAUACUCCAAAGAAGAAACGGAGGGACACCAAGUGUUUACGCUCUCAAACUCUCAUAACCAACCUGUGGGAAGAAACAACUCUGCACAAGAAAUAUCUGACAAGGUAGCAAACGCUCAUGAGAAGAAUGAUGUGUUACCCAAAGGACAUUUUGUGAACUCUAGCAAUGGUUCUGCUUUGAAUGCUAAUGGACUUGCUAUUAGUAAUACAACCUCCUCUGACUUUCAGUUGGCCGGCCAGGAACAAAGUCAGUCAGGGCAUCUGAAUAUUGAAAAUGUGUCAAAUAAUAAUAUAAGCCAGUUAAAGGGAUCGAAAGGCCUUAAAAACGAUGACGGUCUUAUUGAGCAUCCUACUGAUGGCCUUCCAAAAAAACGAUCCAGAUCGAAGGGUUCGUCCAAGCAGUCUGUUGAAGAUGAAAAUGGUCAAUCCAAAUCUCAGAAGAAAAGCACACAAGUUAAGCGCCAGAAUUCACGUGCCAGUGAGGCAAGUUUGACUUCCACCUCAGAGACUUCUAAUGAAAGCUUCCAACAGCAGGAGAGGAUGCGUCAGAAGUUAAAAGAGGUUGAAGAAAAACAGCCAGAGGUUAAAACUGGGUUCUUGGGCUCCUUCUUGGACUUCCUUAAAUCUGGAUCCAGACAAAACCUAUCAUCUCCACCAAUACGGUCACCCAGUCGCACCAGAAAGCCUUCGACCUCCAAGAGGCCUCCUAAUCCAUUACUUAUUCCUUUUAAACCUCCCCUUCCUUCAACCCCAUUGACAUCUCCAGACCCUCAUAGCGUCAUUUCUACGAAGCGACUUGAUGAAGAGCUCCAAAGGAACCUGGAAACGCUGCCAACCUUUUCCUCUGACGAAGAUGAUUCGGUGGGGAAAAACCAGGAUCUGCAAAAGAGCAUCACUUCUGCGCUUUCAUCCUUAGAUGAGCCCACAGAAAAAAAGCAGAAGUUGGGUGACAAUACUAAGCAGCUUCAGGCCUCCAGCACACAGCCUAUAGUUGCCAAGCCACAGGAGCAACUGAAGGCUGUACAGAAGAUUUCUGCAGAGGAGUUGGUGAAGGAUGUGCCUCCAGACAAGUUAGCAGUUCAACUGACCGCGGUUGCUAUCGAGGGUCUGAUGGACGAGGAGCUGUCGGAUAGUGGAGGGGAGGGCAUGUACCGGGAGCGAGAUGAGUUUGUGGUUAGGAAUGAGGACAUUGAAAGGAUGGAGAUCACAAUGAUUGCUGGGGUUGAACCACCAGCCAUCUGGAAGGUCCAGAAAGCCCUGCUGCAGAAGUUUGUACCUGAGCUCAGGGACGGGAAACGAGUGUUCUUUGCCACCAACAGUUAUUUGGGGUACUUUGGUGAUGCGAAGUCUAUGUACAGGAGAGUACAUGUCAAAUUUCUUGACACGGUCAACAAGCGGGAGUAUGUUCGAGUUUGCAGUAGGAAACCACGAUGCAAGCCCAUGCAUUCAAUGAGAGGCUCUCAGGCUAAAGCUCUUCUGGCCCAACGAUUCACUGCAGUGACUGUGUCGGACUCUCCCACGCAGAAAACGGCACAACAGAAAGCUCUGUCUAAACCCAGACCCAAGCAGACGAAAGCCAAGGCUGAACCGCCACCCAAAAAGAGAAAGAAAUGGAAAGAGGAGUUCACGACAUCUCCAUCCGACUCCUCACCCGAGGCUGUGAGUGAGGAUGACGAGUUUACGCCUCCGGUUCCAUUCGCUUCCCGUUUCCUGAACACCAGAACAAUGAAGGAGACCUUUAAGAGCUUCGUAGAGCUGCUGAUCAGCGUCGCCCUGGACACGGAUGUCAUGAACGCGCUCGAGCGAGAGAACGACGAGCUGCUGCUGCCUCACAUGAAGAGGGUGGAUGGAAUGAUCACAGACAACAGGCGGAGACUGCUGCCCAAACUGCGCAUGGGUCAGAUCUUCAAAAAUGCAUUAGACAGCUUUCCUGAGCUGUCUGUGGUCACCGAGCUGAAAACAGACUGCGAGACUCCCGUUUUUAAAGUAAGGUUAAGUGGGAGGGCUUACAACAGGAAAACCAUGAAGCCCUCGAAAUCCCCCAGCAAACUUCCCUUGGAAUACACAGUGGAUCAGCAGAAGACGAAGUGGUUUUCCUUAUAUCACUCUCUACAACACUACAAGUACCACACAUACCUGAUGUGUAUGGAGGAGAUUCAGUUGUUGAAGUCGCGAGGUAAAGACCUGGGGCAGGAGGAGACGGUCCAGACUUGCAUGGGCAACAGGACAUGGGUUGAGGGUCUGUUCGAUCGCUUCGGGGAGCUUCUGACACAGGUGCAGCAGGCCUGCCUUUAAACAGAAGCUUAGAUUAUGCUGAUAGACAAGUAUAUACUGGAAUGAGCAUUCAUAAACCUGAUGAAAUGCUUUAAAGCUCAUUUGAGGACAGAGAUCAAUACGAAGAGACUGUAAGGGUUUUAACAAAUGGAAUAAAAUAGACCAAACAGCUGCCUUUUCCUGACAUCCACAGAGACGAUGGACUUCGAUUGUGGGUUUACAUGUAAAACUUGCUGUAGUUGAGUUUUGUCUGUGCUGAAUCAAUGUCGGCAUCCUAGGACCAGAAUCGAUGAUCUGUUAUGUGAUACAGAGUGUCUUGCUGGGAAGUUUUAAACCAUCUUUGGUUUAAAAGAACAAUAUCAGUCUGGAACUAUGGUUAGGAGGGCAAGGUGAUUAUAAAAAUGAAAUUAUACAUAGAUAUAUAUGUAAAACAUCACUUUUUAAGACUGAAUGCCAAAUUUAUAUAUGUAAAAUGUACAUUUUGUAUAGAGAGCUUGUUUGUCAAAGGAUUCUCAUGACAUAAUAUAGAACACUUACCCGAUGUGCUUUUGAAACUCUGUUAUAACAGAGUUGGUGCAAUUCUAAUAAUGCUUUUGUGAUAUAUUUUGUUGUAAUAAAAGCAUUUACUUAAACUAUUUUUUCUGAGGUAAAAAAUCUCUUUAUACUCUUUUGUCCUUUUUUUCCCCUCAAAGCAUUUAUUUUAUCUCACAGAUAGAUGUAUUUUUCACUGAAGGAAAUAUUGUGGUCAUUUGUCAUACAUUUGUAGAUGGCCUAUACGUUUAUGUCAUAUGCACAUUGUAUAAAACAUUUAGGAAGUUCCUUUAUUUGGGAAUUUUGCUGGUUUUCCACCAUUUUAAGCAGAUUACUGUGCCGACAGCAUUGGAUUAGUUUUAUGCUUUUCAGGUGUAGCUGUGUUAAACACUACAAUGUUUUUGCUGACAUGUGAAAAUAAAUUUCCUAUUAAAUGAGAA